UCUCUAUAUUUAGCACCACUUUUUAGUACAUUACAAAAUGGCCGACGAGCGGAUCAACCAGAUGAGAGGCUACAAGGCCACCCUAAAUAAUCCCCGCGUCUCUAACGAAGCCAAGGAGCACGCUCAAUCGGUCCUAGACAACGAGCUUGGCGGCGACCAGCCUCAUGAAGACAUUUUGACAGCCCAGGGCGCUCGCAACAAGUCCCCAAACCGCGUAGCCGGGGGCUACAAAGCGGCGAUGCAUAACGACUCCAUCUCGAAGCAGGGGAAAAAGCAGGCGCAAGAGAAAUUGGGCGAGAUGCCGCAGGAAUAAAUGAAUUGUACUUAUUGGGAUAUUGAAUUACUGAAUAAUGUUUCACGAGCAUAUUCUG
This is a messenger RNA of Aspergillus nidulans FGSC A4, 371 nucleotides long. RefSeq names its product protein conF. The transcript is spliced from 3 exons. The coding region runs from base 38 to 313 and encodes 91 amino acids. The record is from RefSeq and is a predicted model, not a curated record. NCBI's taxonomy places the organism in Eukaryota, Fungi, Ascomycota, Eurotiomycetes, Eurotiales, Aspergillaceae.